Electrophorus electricus (electric eel) is the source of this 452-nucleotide messenger RNA. Its product is annotated as histone H2A. Gene Ontology annotation, cellular component: nucleosome. The record is from RefSeq and is a predicted model, not a curated record. NCBI's taxonomy places the organism in Eukaryota, Metazoa, Chordata, Actinopteri, Gymnotiformes, Gymnotidae. Gene Ontology annotation, molecular function: DNA binding; protein heterodimerization activity; structural constituent of chromatin.
GUACCCAUAAUGAGUGGAAGAGGGAAGACCGGCGGUAAGGCUAGGGCUAAGGCCAAGACUCGCUCCUCUCGCGCUGGCCUGCAGUUUCCUGUGGGCCGUGUGCACAGGCUUUUGCGCAAAGGUAAUUAUGCCGAGCGCGUUGGUGCCGGUGCUCCGGUCUAUUUGGCUGCUGUGCUGGAGUAUCUGACUGCUGAAAUUCUCGAGUUGGCAGGCAACGCCGCCCGUGACAACAAGAAGACCCGUAUCAUUCCUCGUCAUCUGCAGCUCGCCGUGCGUAACGACGAGGAGUUGAACAAGCUAUUAGGAGGAGUGACUAUUGCUCAAGGUGGCGUGCUGCCCAACAUUCAGGCUGUUCUGCUGCCCAAGAAAACCGAGAAGGCGGUCAAGACCAAGUAAAUUCACCUCUGCUCCGUUGUCUGCAGAUCCCAAAGGCUCUUUUAAGAGCCACCCAC